Messenger RNA from Alexandromys fortis (reed vole), 1202 nucleotides. RefSeq names its product aflatoxin B1 aldehyde reductase member 3-like. The record is from RefSeq and is a predicted model, not a curated record. Lineage: Eukaryota; Metazoa; Chordata; Mammalia; Rodentia; Cricetidae. The transcript has a single exon.
GAUCCUCCUUCCUCUCCUCCAUCGCCUUCCUCCACCUCUACCAGAGCCACCAUGUCAUCCGUUCGGCCCGCCACUGUGCUGGGUUGCAUGGCGAUGGGUGGUCGCAUGGAUCAGACCUCCAGCGCAGCGUCGGUGCAAGCUUUCCUGAAGCGCGGCCACACCGAGUUCGACACAGCCUUUGUGUAUACGGAAGGCCGGUCUGAGACAAUCCUGGGCAGCCUGGGGCUCGGGCUGGGUCGCAGUGGCUGCAAAGUGAAAAUAGCCACCAAGGCUAUUGGAACGCUUGGGAAGACUUUGAAGUCUGAUGAUGUCCGGUUCCAGCUGGAGACGUCACUGAAGCGGCUGCAGUGUCCCCGGGUGGACAUCUUCUACUUACACUACCCAGACCAGAACACCCCUAUAGAGGACACGCUGCAGGUCUGCCACCAGCUGCAUCAGGAGGGCAAGUUUGUGGAGCUUGGCCUGUCCAACUAUGCCUCCUGGGAAGUGGCUGAGAUCUGUACCCUCUGCAAGAAAAAUGGCUGGAUCGUGCCAACUGUAUAUCAGGGUAUGUACAAUGCCACCACCCGGCUGGUGGAGAAGGAGCUCUUCCCCUGUCUCAGACACUUUGGAUUGAGAUUCUAUGCCUUCAGUCCUUUGGCUGGUGGCCUGCUGACUGGCAGGUAUAAAUACCAGGACAAGGAUGAAAAGCAGCCUGAUAGCCGCUUCUUUGGGGGUCCAGUUUCUAAGCUUUACAUAAACCGGUACUAGAAGGACGAAUACUUCAAGGGCAUCGCUCUGGUAGAGAAGGCUCUGAAAUCCAGCUAUGGCACCAGCACCCCCAGUAUGACCUCGGCCGCCCUGCGGUGGAUGUACCAUCACUCACAGCUCAAGGGCGCCCAUGGGGAUGCGGUCAUUCUGGGCAUGUCCAGUCUGGAGCAAUUGGAGCAGAACUUGGCCUGCGUUGAAGAAGGGCCCCUGGAGCCGGCUGUCGUGGAGGCCUUUGACCAAGCCUGGGACCUGGUUGCUCAUGAUUGUUCCAACUACUUCCACUGGCUCUGACAUGGGGAGGUGUAGAGGUCACUGCCUGUCAGGCUGUGUUCCAGCCUGGCUAGUCUGGGCUGUGAGCUGAGUCAGCUGCUCUUUCCCUCCUCAUCCAGAUCUCCUCCUGUUGACUAAAACCUGCCAUGGCUGUAGCUCAGGCUGCAGCAGACCUGGUGGCC